AUAGACCACCACUAACGUGACGUGGAACGAAAAAAAACGAAGCGAUACGAAGCCGAGCCGACGUCAGAUUCAUAUUGCUAUUUCACCGCUCACAUUUUCCAGGUCAUCAAUCGCAGUCGGUCCCGAGACAAAAAGAUCAAAAUGCCCGCUCCUGCAAGUUCAACGUCCGUGGGCAGCGGAUCCCGCUCGCCCAGCAAGCUGACGGCGCCACGUAGCGCUGGAGCUGGGGGCGGAAGCACGCUGAAGCAGCGCAAGACCACCAGCAGCACCACGGCGGCCAGGAGUCGCGCGCCCGGCGGAGCCGGAACGGGUGGCAUGUGGCGCUUCUACACCGACGACUCCCCCGGCAUCAAGGUUGGUCCCGUGCCCGUCCUGGUCAUGUCGCUGUUGUUCAUUGCUUCCGUCUUCAUGCUGCACAUCUGGGGCAAAUACAAUCGUUCUUAAGCCAUUUCAUUCGUAGCAAAUAAAUACUUUCACCUCAACGAACGUGAACAGUGUCGACGUCAUCAUUUCUUUCGCGGCGACGGCGAUAACAAGAGCAGCAACAACAACAACAACAUGAGAAGUAAGCAUUCCGCUUGUUGAGGCAUCGGUGUGUUUUCCACAUGAAAUUAAUUAUACCUUAAGCAUAAGUUAAAAACCUGCGUAAACGUACAUUUUUUCAAAAUUUCGUCGUAACUUUCCUGUCCGCCAAAUCCUGUGAAAAUGAGUGCUUUUCGCGGGCUGAGAAUUCAUUCCACAAUUUAUCGUGGUCAUGUGCAUUAGAGAUUCCGCGCGCAGCCGUUGCAAUUCAAAACUUUGUAAGAAGACAUUAAAAGAAAAGUGUUAAGAACAAAA
Messenger RNA from Drosophila serrata, 837 nucleotides. It is a transcript of the gene Sec61beta, whose product is annotated as Sec61 translocon subunit beta. Gene Ontology annotation, cellular component: Sec61 translocon complex. NCBI's taxonomy places the organism in Eukaryota, Metazoa, Arthropoda, Insecta, Diptera, Drosophilidae. The record is from RefSeq and is a predicted model, not a curated record. Gene Ontology annotation, biological process: intracellular protein transport.